AUGGAUGACUAUGCCAGUGCCUUCUCCAAGCUGACUUCAAUUGAGAGCAACUGGAGGAUCGCGGACCUAACUGCCACCAUUGGGGCAGAACUUAUUGAUGGACUGACCGCACUGCUUGACCUCAAGGCCCCUACCCCUCAGGAACUACCAGUAGAAGUACCAGGCGAUUUUCAUCCCGAUUCCGAGUGCGGAACUGUGGCGAAGCUGGUUCACAGUGUGGCCCGAGUAGCCGCGGGUGUGUCACGCGUGGUGGACACCGAGCAGAACGACGCGAAAAUCAACGCCAGGGACUACGAAGUGUGGAUUCGAGAGUCUCAAAGGCGAGGCUUCCUCGGCACAUCCGGCGGCAGCAGGGUUCGCGUCGAAGGCAGCGUCGACGCGCAAACGGCCAUAGUGUUCCCGUCUAAUCCAUUUCGAUGUCACGAGACGGCAAAGCUGAUAAACACCCAGGUUGUAGGCGUCGAGGCGGCACGAGGCCCCGCAGAAACUCCCUUCAGCGUCCGUGUUCCUACGGAGAGCUACUUGAAAAGGCCAACACCACUCGACUGGGACGGACACGCGGGCACCUACGAAACAUCGUUCUCAAACGUUUCCAUGCACGUGAUUAACGUGACCGAAGCAGGCGUGUUCUUGAAGAUCGACGUGUUCACCUUCGACGCCCAAACAAGAUUUAUAACCGCCGUCGUCUCUGGUCGACGUCCAUCCAGGUUGGACUUCCUCGAGCAGAACAGGUUUCAUCUUGCAAGCAACGUGCCGCACGAGAACCGAAUCGAAUUUGUCCAGAAGCCUGCCCUGGUCACGGUGGCUGUUAUACCGCUUACUAACAGUGCGAAAGCCAGGUUACUUGACCCGUAUCGCAGGAGGGGCGACGAGAACGGCAGCGCGACUUACACGAUGAAGUCGCACUUCUACAGCUGCCUUUUCUGGAACAACACGGAACAAGCGUACUCGAGUUCAGGAUGCCGCGUUCUCGCGGAUUCUGACGAACAGUUUGUUCACUGCGCUUGCGAGCACAACUCCAUUUUCGCGGGCGGAUUGUUCAUCGCUCCGCACCCGAUCGACUUCACCGAUUUGGGCUUCCUUCUGUUGACCAUGUCGAGCAACGUCGUGAUGACCGUAAUUAUAUCAGCGGUGUGGCUCGUCUAUUUGCUGGUCAUGGUGUGGGCCGCGAAGCAAGACGCGCUAGACGAAGGCGCCGCGGGCAUAGAGUACCUCGCAGAGAACGAGCAGGACGAUGCGUUUGGCUAUCUGGUAUCUGUCUACACGUGGUUCCUCAAGGGCUCUGGGACCACGAGCCGAGUGCUUCUCGUUGUCCACGGGUCUGACGAUGAAUCCCGUGAAGUGGUCCUUCGCGACGGCGCGCGAAACCCAUUGGCGCUUCAGGCCGGUGGCCGAGACUGGUACUUUCUAAGCCAUCCGUCAAGCCUUGGAGAUGUUGAGGUCAUUUCUUUGACCCUGGAGCUGAAGGGCUACGAGAGCUCCUGGCACUUGAGUACAGUUGUCGUGAGGGACCUUCAAACGGCCUCACAGGUGGUUUUCAUCGUCGACGACGUGCUGACUCCGGACGCAUACAAAGGAGCUUCGACCUUUACCCUCCACGUUGCCGACGAGGGGAGUCUUCGCAACCCGUGGCGAAUCUUCACCGCCAGAAUCAUCCGCUACUUUCGUGAGGAGCACCUCAUCUUCAGCAUUUUCAGCCGCUUGCCGACCAGCAAUUUCACUCGCAAGCAGCGUGCCUCGCUGGCCCUGCUGCUCGUCACCACGGGCAUGAUGGUGAGCCUCAUGUUCUACGGCCUGGACGCCGACGAAGAGGAAUACUUCAACUGGCGUAUCUUCUACACACUACUCGAGUUACCAACGCGGCGGGAGCUCGUCAUUGCCCUGCAGUCAACAAUCCUCGUCACGCCAUUCGCAUUCCUGGUCGUCUUUCUCUUAGAGAAGUCCCGGCCACUGGCAUUUCGACGAAAGCCUACAGUGCCCAAGGUGUACGUCGAAGACGUAGUGGAAGACUGGGUUCACGACACGGACACGUCUACCAAUUCAGCCAAAACGGGAAAGGUGCCCAGGGAGCGUCUGACGAGCAAUGUGCAGCUGCCGCUGUUCCCAACCUGGGUCUCCGUAUUCGCCUGGCUCCUCUGUUUGUCAGCUUCCCUGGUCGCCUCGGUGCUCGUCAUACUCUACGGCUUGACGUACGGUUACCGUCGAAGUCUGUCGUGGGUGCGCUGCAACUUCAUCAACAUGCUCCUGGGUGAAUUUGUGGUGAGCCCGCUGAAGAUCCUGUGCCUUUCGGCAGUCAUGGCUUGCGUGCUGAAGGCGCCUGUAGAGAUGGAGAAUAUACCGGUGCGCUUUAUCGAAUAGUCGCUACAAUCGAUUUUUGGGAGUGAUUUGGACUCAAGAUUUCAGAAUACCGCCUGUUGCGAAUCAUGUGACCCUGCUGGAAUCACGGAUCGUUCUUUCCCUCGAUUCGCCUUUUACUGUGCGCUAGGCAAACCCUCAAUGGAGUAGCAUGCAUUGUCUUCGCUUGAACACACACUUUACGAACGUUUCGAUAUUUGAAUGUGCUGCACUAUUGCCGAAGUAGGCAUGGCUAAGCUCAAUCUGUGGACACGCAACAUAUUCGUUUGGACUUGAGACAGUCGCACAACUCAUGCGCUACACCGCAUUACGGACAGCAAUAUUGGUGACAAAAUUAUGCAUAUCUUGGCUGGCAAUAAUAAAGUAUACUGAUUUAAAUGUUCCUAGGGGCUGCGCUAGAAGGAGACUGCGAGACCUUUGCCUCCAACUAAAUGACCAUUUAUUGCGAGAGUGACAUCAUGUUAGGACAAAGUAAAUUGAUAAAUAAAAGGCAGGGAGGUUAACCAGGACUCAGCCCCAUUGGCUACCCUUUAUUGGGAAGGAAAGAGGGCAGGAAACGAUUAGGAGAAGUAGCGAAAGUCCACUGCGGAUAUCGACGACGUGGUAGCAGUUUUCUGCUAUAUAUUACUGAUGGUCACUCAUACGGGAUCACAGGCGGCCACUCAAUCCGGUACCUUUCCAAGUUCGCAGCAGCGCUUUUGUGGCCUUUGGUAGCUGCGCCAUGCGAGGUGAUGGUCCCAAGAACUUGUCCAAGGUGAACGGUUUCCUAUCUAACUGAUUUAUAGCUGUGCAGAGGUCGUCUUCCAUUUUUAAAAGAUGGGCAGUAGCGCAGUAGAUGUUCUACUGUGUCCUCGACACCACAGGCAUUGCACUCGACGCUAUCAGCCACAUCAAUCAUACAAUUUUACGCAUUGGUGAAUGCAACACCCAAGCGUAAGCGGUACAACAUUGUUUCCUCACUUCGCAGGAGUCAGCCAAUGUGCGACUUGCUAUAGUGCAGACGAAAGAGAACGCAUAUUAAUCACGUUCGACAGAACGAACAGACGACAGCGAACCAUAACCGUCUGGGGAGUUGUAAAUGCUGCACUUUUUUCGAUAUGCUUACGUUAUAAAAAAACAGUGCGAUCGCACAAUUAUGUAAAACGUGUGGUAACUGAAUUUAUCUUUCUAGGUUUCCAGUUGAGCGCCCAAGAACGCAAACUCAUUAACCUAUGGUGCUAGCACCACUUCUGUUUUAUUCGUCCUCAAAUCUUGUCAGAAACAACAAAGGUGUUCCACUUUCACCUGCAUUAUUUGACGCAAGCUUCUUGGAGCUCUCUUAAGUGCAACUCACAUUAGUUGUUAGCAAUGUUUGGUGAGGAGUACCGAGUAAGUAGGGCUAUCUGCCACUUCGCGACUCACAAGAAAGUGCCCAUUUUAUGAAGAAGGUAAAUGACAUGUGUUGCUAAUAAAUUAUCCUGUCUUCACAACGCAUUUAUUGUAAAUUGAA
Molecule: messenger RNA, 3844 nt
Organism: Dermacentor albipictus
Lineage: Eukaryota; Metazoa; Arthropoda; Arachnida; Ixodida; Ixodidae
Product: polycystin family receptor for egg jelly-like
Molecular function (GO): protein binding
Source: RefSeq, a predicted model, not a curated record